ACCCUCGUAGACAACGUUAUGAAAUAAUCAAAAUACUUACUGUACUAAGUAAAGUCUAAAGCAUAUUUAUAAAUUUUAAACUUAUGAAAUAAUCAAUUAUGAUUUAUAUUUAAACAUUUUAGUUAAUUGUAGAUAUUUAAUAAUGUCAGCCAGAAGUCAUGUUAAUGGAAUGAAUUUUUCUGAGGAUGUUCAGAGACAUUCCGUUCAUACACUUGUAUUUCGUUCUCUAAAGAGAACGCAUGACAUGUUUUUAUCGUGCCAAGGAAUGUUACCACCCAUUGAUGAAGAAGCAGAAAGAAUAAAAAAGCUUAUUAAAGCUAGAGACAACUAUGGACUUGUUUUUGAUAAAGUAGAACUGAGUAAAAUCAAUAUGAAAAAAUCACAACCUAGUCAACCUAAAUUUGACAAGGAUCCACUAAAGAAUAAUUUACCAUUAGCUAUAAUUGAUAAUCCAGAGAAGUCUAAUACAAACAUUGAAACUAGUAUGGUCUUAUCUAGUCCAAGCACUCAAAACAUAGCUGCUGCUAAUCGACUUAUGAACCAUAUUAUGCCAAAACCUAAAUGGCAUCCACCUUGGAAAUUAUACAGAGUUAUUUCAGGUCAUUUAGGUUGGGUACGGUGUGUUACUGUUGAGCCAGGAAAUGAAUGGUUUGCUACUGGAGCAGGUGAUAGAGUAAUCAAAGUUUGGGAUUUAGCUACUGGAAAACUUAAAAUUUCAUUGACUGGUCAUGUCAGUACAGUUAGAGGCCUAGAAGUUAGUCCACGUCAUCCUUAUUUGUUUAGUUGUGGUGAAGAUAAACAAGUGAAAUGUUGGGAUUUGGAGUAUAAUAAAGUUGUUCGGCAUUAUCAUGGACAUUUAAGUGCUAUUUACAGUUUAUCCCUUCACCCAACUAUAGAUGUAUUAUUAACUGCUGGAAGAGAUUCAACAGCUCGAGUUUGGGAUAUGCGUACAAAAGCAAAUGUUCAUACAUUGACAGGACAUACAAAUACUGUAGCAAGUGUUAUUUGCCAAGAAUAUGAACCACAAGUAUUAACUGGAUCACAUGAUUGCACAAUUAGAUUAUGGGAUUUAAUGGCUGGAAAGACUCGGGUGACACUUACUAAUCAUAAGAAAAGUGUACGGUCUCUUGUUUUACACCCUAAAUUAUCCAUGUUUACUAGUGCUAGUCCAGAUAAUAUAAAGCAAUGGACUUGUCCAGAUGGUAAAUUUAUUCAAAAUCUUACAGGACAUAAUGCCAUUGUCAAUUGUAUGGCUGUUAAUUCAGAUGGUGUGUUAAUGUCUGGAGCUAAUAAUGGUACAAUGUAUGCUUGGGACUGGAGAACUGGCUACAAUUUUCAAAGAAUACAGGCUCCAGUACAACCAGGAUCAAUGGACAGUGAAGCUGGAGUUUUUGCUAUGGCUUUUGAUCACAGUGGUACUAGAUUAAUUACUGCUGAUGGUGAUAAAACUGUAAAACUGUACAAAGAAGAUGAUACAGCAACUGAAGAAAGUCAUCCAAUUAAUUGGAAACCAGAUAUUUUAAGAAGAAGAAAGUAUUAAUAUAUUUUAUUUUGUAGUUAUAAUUUUUCUAAGACUCAUUGUAUUAUGACACAAACAUUCAACAUGUAAAUUAAGAUAACAAUUUUUGAUAAAAUGAUAAUACUAUCAAUAUUAUGUCAGUGCAACACAUUUUUUUUUUUUAAUAAAA
Molecule: messenger RNA, 1688 nt
Organism: Daktulosphaira vitifoliae (grape phylloxera)
Lineage: Eukaryota; Metazoa; Arthropoda; Insecta; Hemiptera; Phylloxeridae
Gene: Tango4
Product: pleiotropic regulator 1
Exons: 9
Coding region: 143-1540 (465 amino acids)
Biological process (GO): mRNA splicing, via spliceosome
Cellular component (GO): catalytic step 2 spliceosome; Prp19 complex; precatalytic spliceosome
Molecular function (GO): protein binding
Source: RefSeq, a predicted model, not a curated record